Nerophis lumbriciformis (worm pipefish) is the source of this 829-nucleotide messenger RNA. It is a transcript of the gene tifa, whose product is annotated as TRAF interacting protein with forkhead associated domain. Lineage: Eukaryota; Metazoa; Chordata; Actinopteri; Syngnathiformes; Syngnathidae. Gene Ontology annotation, molecular function: protein binding. The record is from RefSeq and is a predicted model, not a curated record. Gene Ontology annotation, biological process: positive regulation of canonical NF-kappaB signal transduction.
AUUGGGAAGCGCCGACAGAGAGUUGGGUUUUCCCAGGUUCAUCUUCAGUCCACUUUGGAUGUAGCAGCACAUCUACUUUCAGUUAGGAGGAACCGAUUUAAGGUUUUAUUCACAAUGAAUGUGUCUGAGAGAUUGGAGACAGAAGAGGAUCUUUUGACCUGCCUCCACAUCAAAUUCUACCACCCCAAGCAGCACACUCAAGGUUUUUACAGUCUGCUCCCUCUGGGCAACAGAAGCAAACAUUCUGCAGACAUGCCUCUCCUUUUAGGACGUGAUGUCCAGGUUUGCACCUUUCCGAUUGUCGAUCGCCGUGUGUCCCGCAAGCAGCUGGCCGUCCACGCUUACCGCAUGCCUGGGAGCCCAGACAUGCAAUUCACUCUUCAGAACUUGUCUAAAACGGCGAAGGUGUAUGUAAACAGCUUAGCCCUGGACUUCUUGGAGAGAGUGGAUCUCCACAGUAAGGCCCUGAUCCGGUUCAUGCAAUAUGAGAUGCUGAUCACCAAGGAGACAGGUGAGGCCAAAGGAAGCUUUGAGGUGGAGUUGGACGUCCUGCAAGCACCUCCAAUGAAGGAGACAUUUUUGUGUGAGCCCAGCACCGUGCCAGUCAUGGAAACAGGCUCCCAGCGGACACCCCAAACAGAAUUCCAAGGCCCUUUGGAAACCGAUGAGACUUAUUCUUGCAACACACCACCCUCCAUGUGACUUACUUUUGACUGUAAGGGGGGACUAGUUUUACAGUAAAACUCAAGUCAUUCAAGUCAUGAACUGUAUUUCAUGCUAAACAGUCUUUUACAUACUGAAUAAAGUAUUUGUAUGUAGCUAUGCUUUA